UGUGACUCUUCUGUCUGGACUCGAUCGAUGAUUUCCGGUUCGACGAGUACAGUCUGGUGAGCAGUGCAUGCAGUGGUUGGGUUGUGGAGGUUCACAGCGAUUUAAAGCUGAGAGUCAGCCAGCAUGGGUCGGCGCUCGUCUGACAGUGAGGAUGACAGUCGGAGCAGGAGGAAGAAAAAACAACAGCGUCGCCGUUCCUCCUCCUCUUCCUCGUCUUCGUCCUCAUCCUCCGGCAGCAGGGUGGCCGGCAGCCGGAGUCGGAGGUCCAGUCGCCGGAGCCGUUCUCGCUCCAGAGACAGGGACCGAGAGAGAGACAGAGAGAGGAGGAGAAGAAGACGUUCCAGCAGCAGUUCGUCCCACAGUUCAUCUCGCAAGAGGAGGAGUCGCAGUGCGGAGAGAGAUAAAGGGAGGAGCCACCGCUCACAUAGGUCACGCAGCCGAGACCGGAGGUCUCAUUCCCGCCACCGACGAUCUCGCAGCAGGAGCGGCAGCCGCGGUCGACGAGGGAGCCACAGCCGCAAAAAGAGCCGCAGCCACAGUCGCCGGAGGAGUCGCAGCAGAGAGCGGGACCGGAGCCGGCGCAAGGGCCGUGACCGGGACAGGGACAAAGAGAAGGAGAGGGACAGAGGGAGAGACAAAGAGAAGGACAAGAGUAAAGACAAGGCAGACAAAAAGGGGGACGCCGGGAACAUCAAAGGCAGAUUAGAACAUCUGACUCCAGCAGAGCAGGCUAAAGUUCGAAUGCAUAUGGUCCUGCAGGCUGCAGCUAAGACGGACGAGGUGCUGAAGGCUAAAGUAGCCAAGAGAGAGGAGGAGGCCCGGAAGAAACUAGAGGAAGAGGGAACUUCUCUAGAGCAGCAAGUGCGAAGGAUAAAGGACAUUGAGGCCAUCGAGAGUGAUUCCUUUGUUCCUCAGGCUUUCAAAUCAUCCAGGGAUGACAUAAAGGCCGAGCCAGUUGAGGUGAAGCAGGAGUCUGAUAGGGCAGAUUUUCAGGAUGUCACUCUUCCCAUCUCCAUAGUCUACAACGACAACGACACGCUCGCCCAUCCCAGCUUGUUCAUGGACAAGGAGAAGGCAGAGGAGUUGUGGCUCAACAGACUGAUCUCGCUGAGACAGGAGAGGCUCAUGGGAAGUCCUGUGACCUAAAAGGACACCAGAAAACUCUGAAGAUCCUUCUUGUUCCCGAGAGCACCCGUUUUUAUUGUUGGUCAAUCCCCUCCAUAUUCUGUCUGUCUUGUUUUAGGACAUGACAAUAUUUCUUACUUUACAUUUCCACUAGUUUGUUUUACCUAACUUGAGCAUUGAACAGUUUUUGGUCCUGAUGUGCUUAUUAUUUUUGUUAAUGUAAUUCAAUGAAUAAAUCUGCUGUUCUUUGUUUGACUUCAUUGAUUUUUAAUGGAGGAAGAUCUUACAGUCAGAUUUGUUUUACCACGUAGAUGACAGACGUAUAUUUGAUACAUUUUGUCUUUUGUAAAAACUCAGUAAAUAAAGCUAGCUGUGAUUUUUUGGAGUGAAAA
This is a messenger RNA of Dicentrarchus labrax (European seabass), 1517 nucleotides long. RefSeq names its product arginine/serine-rich coiled-coil 1 (gene rsrc1). Lineage: Eukaryota; Metazoa; Chordata; Actinopteri; Moronidae. The record is from RefSeq and is a predicted model, not a curated record. Gene Ontology annotation, biological process: alternative mRNA splicing, via spliceosome. Bases 124 to 1146 code for a protein of 340 amino acids. The transcript is spliced from 10 exons. Gene Ontology annotation, cellular component: nucleus; cytoplasm.